Messenger RNA from Myotis myotis, 3486 nucleotides. It is a transcript of the gene OSBPL8, whose product is annotated as oxysterol binding protein like 8. The record is from RefSeq and is a predicted model, not a curated record. The transcript has 25 exons. Gene Ontology annotation, cellular component: intracellular membrane-bounded organelle; cytosol; membrane. Gene Ontology annotation, molecular function: cholesterol binding. The coding region runs from base 498 to 3206 and encodes 902 amino acids. Lineage: Eukaryota; Metazoa; Chordata; Mammalia; Chiroptera; Vespertilionidae.
CCGGACACGGACGGGGAGGGCGCUCGAAUGUGAAGAUUCUCCGCGGCUCCGGGGACCCAGAGAGGCGGCGACACGGCCGAUGACAACAUUAGGCCGCGACGCGCUCCGGGCCGGGCGGUAGUGGUGGUCGUGGCAGCCCCAGCGGCUGCAGCGUGAGCUUUCGCCGCGGCGGCGAGUGCCACCGGUUCCCCACAGCCCGAGGCAGGUGGGGGCCCGCCCCGGCCGGUGGACCGCGCGGGCCGGAGUUCCCGCCCCCCCGGAGCGGCGAGCCGGCAGCGCCUCCGCGGCGGGGAGACAGCCCUCCGUCUGGGCUGUCUUCCCAGCUUCCGCCGGCGACGGGGGCCGAGAGAAGUUGAGGUCGGACCGGACGCGUGCAGGGCCCCAGAAGAACCGGCCCUCUGGGCCCCGCCAAUCCGGCGGCUCCGCACCGAAUUUCCAGAUUCACGGGAUGAAUAAACCUUAGUGGAAAGAGAAGCAUAAACCCAUCUUCUUUCACUAUGGAGGCAGGUUUGGCAGAUGGAGAACCUGACCGAAUUUCGAUCUUGCCAUAUUCAGAAGUUGCUGAAGGUGAAAAGACACUUCUUGGUGAUAGCAAAGAUGUCCUUGGCCCACCAACUGUUAUAGCAAACAGUGAAGAAUCUCAACUUCUGACACCAGGAAAGAUGAGUCAGCGCCAAGGGAAAGAAGCUUAUCCAACUCCAACCAAAGACUCGUGUCAGCCAUCUUUUAGUCCUGCAAGCCUUCAUAGUCAGGGUUUUGAAAGAGGAAGGGAAGACAUUUCUCAAAAUAGAGAUGACUCUUCACUUUCUAUGUCAAAGAGCAAGUCUGAAUCUAAACUUUAUAAUGGCUCGGAGAAAGACAGUACAGCUUCAAGCAAGCUCACAAAAAAAGAAUCUCUCAAGGUGCAAAAGAAAAAUUACCGAGAAGAAAAGAAAAGAGCCACAAAGGAGUUACUCAGUUCAAUCACAGAUCCUUCUGUUAUUGUCAUGGCUGAUUGGUUGAAGAUACGUGGUACUCUGAAGAGCUGGACCAAGUUGUGGUGUGUGUUGAAACCUGGGGUGCUACUGAUCUAUAAAACCCAAAAAAAUGGUCAAUGGGUAGGAACAGUCCUUCUGAAUGCUUGUGAAAUCAUUGAGCGCCCAUCAAAAAAGGAUGGCUUUUGUUUCAAACUUUUUCAUCCUUUGGAGCAAUCUAUUUGGGCAGUGAAGGGUCCAAAAGGUGAAGCAGUUGGAUCCAUAACUCAGCCUUUACCUAGCAGUUACUUGAUCAUCCGAGCUACUUCAGAGUCAGAUGGAAGGUGCUGGAUGGAUGCUUUGGAGUUGGCUUUGAAAUGUUCUAGUCUUCUUAAACGUACAAUGAUCAGGGAAGGGAAGGAACAUGACCUGAGCAUUUCAUCAGAGAGCACACAUGUGACUUUGUAUGGCUUAUUACGUGCUAACAAUCUUCACAGUGGUGACAACUUCCAGUUAAAUGAUAGUGAAAUUGAACGACAGCAUUUUAAGGACCAAGAUAUGUAUUCUGAUAAAUCCGAUAAAGAAAAUGAUCAAGAGCAUGAUGAGUCUGACAAUGAGGUGAUGGGGAAAAGUGAAGACAGUGACACAGAUACAUCAGAGAGGCAAGAUGACUCAUACAUCGAACCUGAGCCUAUCGAGCCUCUAAAGGAGACCACCUACACUGAACAGAGCCAUGAGGAACUCGGAGAGGCAGGUGAGGCUUCACAAACAGAAACUGUGUCUGAAGAAAACAAAAGCCUUAUCUGGACAUUGCUGAAACAAGUCCGUCCUGGUAUGGACCUGUCCAGGGUGGUUCUGCCUACAUUUAUUUUGGAACCUCGUUCUUUCCUGGAUAAACUUUCAGAUUAUUACUAUCAUGCAGAUUUUCUGUCUGAGGCUGCUCUUGAAGAAAAUCCUUAUUUCCGUUUGAAGAAAGUAGUGAAAUGGUAUUUGUCAGGAUUCUAUAAAAAGCCAAAGGGACUGAAGAAACCUUAUAAUCCUAUACUUGGUGAGACUUUCCGUUGUCUGUGGAUUCACCCCAGAACAAACAGCAAAACUUUUUAUAUUGCUGAACAGGUGUCCCAUCACCCACCAAUAUCUGCCUUUUAUGUUAGUAACCGAAAGGACGGAUUUUGCAUUAGUGGUAGUAUCCUGGCUAAGUCCAAGUUCUAUGGAAACUCAUUAUCUGCAAUAUUAGAUGGAGAAGCACGAUUAACUUUUUUGAAUAGAGGUGAAGAUUAUGUAAUGACAAUGCCAUAUGCUCAUUGUAAAGGAAUUCUUUAUGGCACAAUGACACUUGAGCUUGGUGGAACGGUCAAUAUUACAUGUCAGAAAACUGGAUACAGUGCAAUACUUGAAUUUAAACUAAAGCCAUUUUUAGGUAAUAGUGACUGUGUUAACCAAAUAUCAGGGAAACUUAAACUGGGAAAAGAAGUCUUAGCUACUUUGGAAGGCCAUUGGGAUAGUGAAGUUUUUAUUAAUGACAAAAAGACUGAUAAUUCAGAGGUUUUCUGGAAUCCAACACCAGACAUUAAGCAAUGGAGAUUAAUAAGGCACACUGUAAAAUUUGAAGAGCAGGGAGACUUUGAAUCAGAGAAACUUUGGCAGCAAGUAACUCGAGCCAUAAAUGCAAAAGACCAAACAGAAGCUACUCAAGAGAAGUAUGUUUUAGAGGAAGCUCAAAGACAAUCUGCCAGAGAUCGGAAAACAAAAAAUGAAGAGUGGACUUGCAAGUUAUUUGAACUUGAGCCACUCACAGGAGAAUGGCAUUACAAGUUUGCAGAUACUCGACCAUGGGACCCACUUAAUGAUAUGGUACAGUUCGAAAAAGAUGGUGUUAUCCAGACCAAAGUGAAACAUCGCACUCCAAUGGUUAGUGUCCCGAAAAUGAAACAUAAGCCAACCAGACAACAGAAGAAAGUGGCAAAAGGCUAUUCAUCUCCAGAACCUGAUAUCCAGGACUCAUCUGGAAGUGAAGCUCAACCAGUAAAACCAAGUACAAGAAGAAAGAAAGGAAUAGACUUGGGAGACAUUCAGAAUUCCAUUGAAUCCAUAAAACAAGCACAGGAAGAAAUUAAAAGAAAUAUUACGGCUCUUCGAAAUCAUUUAGUUUCAAGCGCACCUACCACGGAUUAUUUUUUGCAACAAAAAGACUACUUCAUCAUUUUCCUCCUGAUUUUGCUUCAAGUUGUAAUAAACUUCAUGUUUAAAUAGUUCUGUACAGUAAACUAUUCAAUGAACUGGAAUGAUCAGAUUCGGCCUGGGAUCAAUGUUCAAGUUGGUUUAGUUUUAUUAAAACAUCACUAUAUUUCUGAAACAAAACCUUAGAGAUAAAUGCAGAGGUGUUGAUCUUUCAUACCGUUUAUCUUUAACCUGAAACAAGAGCUAUUCUGUUUGGUUAUUAAAGUGAGCUAUGUGUUACGUGCCAGAACAUUUCUAGUUUUUGUGAGAAUGUGUCUACAUGUGAGUAUAAUAAAUCCACAUGUAUACACAA